Molecule: messenger RNA, 1869 nt
Organism: Protopolystoma xenopodis
Lineage: Eukaryota; Metazoa; Platyhelminthes; Monogenea; Polystomatidea; Polystomatidae
Source: the annotation of a GenBank genome assembly
ACACACGAAGCCUUUCUGGUAAGCCUUGUGAACUAUUGCAGCCUUCAAGGUUGCUCCGAUGCCGGUCUGCCUGCUGUUCACGCUGAAUUACUGCUGCUGCUAUCUGAGUUGCGCGUGGCUCACGUCUAUCCUUUCCGUUGCCAGACUAAUUCUGUUACUAAUGCUGCCGGCGCCACUGCUUCUACGCCCAACAUGCUUUCUGCAGCCGUGGUACCGGCAGGUCAAGCACUGCCAGAGGCCGCCUCUUCUUCGGCUGUCCCAACUUCUGUAUUACCAGCCAUGGCAACCAACCCUUGUCGGCCAAUUAUUUUAACCACUCCAAGUUAUCUGGGCCUCGCCAAUCUCAACGUUGUAACUAGGCUUCUCGAUUCUGUUCCUUUACUCCGAAGUCUGCUUCUCACUCGACCAAGCACAACAUUUUUACCUGGUCCUAUGUGGCAUAUAAAGUGCAUGCUUAGAGAUCUCAUGUCGUGUCUGGAGACCUUGUCUCCUCCGUACAUGCAUCCUUUGGAACUUCCGCAACUCGUCUCCUCGAUGACUGCUGGCCAGCUGCAAGACACUCUUUCUCUCACCUCUCUUGCCAACACCACAGUCCUGCCUGGAGUAUCUGUGACCGGGAUUUCUUCUCAUGCAGCAUCAAAGACUACAACACCGCGCAAGAUGCUUUCCCAACUUGCAUUUGGGCAUGUCACACAGGAACGUCGUUAUCGACUUCGGCGAGUGCUACUCCUCCGCUGCUUGUGCACCUCACUAUCCUCAUGUCUUCAUCAAUGUCUCUCUACAGGAGGUUGGCUUGCCAGAGGACCUCAGUCACCAAUACAGUUUGCCUCCGUUACCUUGUCCCAAAGUAGCCAGACACAAAGUCAUCUUCGGCAGCAUGCUCAUUAUCACCAUCAGCAGUUUAACGUUCCGGGAGCAUCGGCAACUCCUUCCACCCGAAUUCAACAGUCUUUAGCGGGCAACGGCGUGCCUAUGUUUGCUCUCUCUUCUGUGGUUGCAGUCCCUGCCACUCUGGUCACUCCGAGAGCAGCUUCCCGUAUUAAUAGUUCAGGACAACCUCUAAUCCCGAAUACUGAGCCUUCGAAGUGGCCCGGCCUUACCUGCCUCCAACCUCUGCUGUCCCCACGCCAUCCUGAUCCGGACGCCAGCGCAUUAUUAAAUUGCACUUCGGAUUGUUCACCGGCUCCAGCUUCUUUUUCAGCCUCAGUUGGUACUGCAGGUCUCGAUCUUGGUUGUCCAUCCCGUAGUUGGCUCUGUGCUAACAGUCAAAGCAGCAGUGGUAGCAGCUGUAGUUGUUGCGGAGGGUCGGGCGAGAGUAAGGCCGGAGUCAGGUGCAGUGUAUCUGGCACUGGUUCUGCUCCCAGCCGCUCCAAAGCCACUUGGGGUGGCUGUGGAGCUUGUAGCCCAAUCAACUUUGGUGGCGUCUCACAGAAGCGGCUGAUAGGCUUUCUGGCCGAAGCUUUGGUCGGUAUUUAUCUUGGCCUCUUAGUGUAUGCCUUACAGAUGCGCGAUGCCGGUGGCCUAUACCGACUAGCCUCUUGUCGUUUAGCAACGACAAAAAGCUGGAUUCGAGUCUUCGGAGGCGGCCAUCGGGUCCGGCCCUUCCGACCGCCUGCUCUUCUUUCCACCUCUACAGCGACAACUUCGUCGACCUCUGCUGAUGCUGCCAUUGUGGGUACAUUGACAGGUCAGCUUGUACAGCCUUCAUCAGAAAUAUCAGACUCCUCUUCGAGCCAGGAGCAUGCCUCCUCAGUCACUGUUGUUGCGAAGCCUCAAAUCAUAAGCCGGAAGAACAGUCCAGUGCGUGCGGCACAGCCGCCCGCACAAACCUCUUCAAUGCCACCUCCUCCGCGACCUCCACCCAGGUAG